This is a messenger RNA of Aspergillus japonicus CBS 114.51, 947 nucleotides long. It is a transcript of the gene rat1, whose product is annotated as 5'->3' exoribonculease Dhp1. The record is from RefSeq and is a predicted model, not a curated record. The coding region runs from base 54 to 614 and encodes 186 amino acids. The transcript has a single exon. NCBI's taxonomy places the organism in Eukaryota, Fungi, Ascomycota, Eurotiomycetes, Eurotiales, Aspergillaceae.
GUUUUUUUAGUGUCAAUUACGAAAUCCCCAAGUCAAAGAACAUUCACAAGUCCAUGCUUCUUCGAGGCGUUAAGCUCCCGCAACCGGCACUCGACAAUGGGGACAUCCAAGCCGUCAAAUCCAGAGCUCAGCAUUCGGGUCGAUCAUUCGGUGGUGCACCUUUCCGCAAUGGCAGAGGCGGUCGCAUGAACUAUGCCAGCAACCGAAACGAUAGCGACCGCCCGAACCCGUUUGCAGCACACCUUGACCCUAAAUUCGCGCCCCCUGGCAAUUCUAAUGCGCCGAUGGGCAUGUCUUCCGGUUGGGCUCCUCCUGGCUCAGGACAUGGAGGCUAUUCUCGAGGACCGCCCCCUCCUCCCCGUGGUGGUUCUUACCACCGUGGCGGGCACUACUCGGGCCAGCAGCACCAAAACGCACCCGGGAACAACUACGAUUACUACGGACGAAGCCAGCAGGGUUACUAUCAGCAAGGGUCCUAUGGUAACAACUCUGGUAAUCAGUACCAGGGUAGACAUGGCGGCGGCGGCGGUAAUGGUGGGUAUGGCCGGGGAGGGUAUCAAGGCCGGGACCAUUACUCUUCGCGAGGCUCUGGUGGUGGAUACGGUCGUUAUUAGUGUUUUCAAGGCCAGGGUCAGAUCCGCUCGGAUUUGUGUCUCAGUUGCCGAUCGUACCUGAUUUAGUUUAUGUUAUGUACGACCCUUGGUGGGGGAGGGGGUUUUUGUUUGGGUUUUUUUGUCGUUUGGUUGCGGUUUUCUCCAUUUGCAUGAACAGUUCCUGCUGCUGUUGCAACUAUGCGAAAUAAGAACUAUGAUGGGAAUUAAAGAACUGGGGCACUUGGGACAGGCGUUGAAAGGGACAACAUUCAGCUGGUGACCUCGAUCAUGAAUUUACUCUGUGGUUUAGAAAACAGGACAAACGAGCAAUGAUGUAGAUCCGAGCAAUUCUGG